UAAAUAUAUCCAACAAUGAAGAGGGAAACCGAGGCUAGAAAUUCAAUAAACUGCAGCCGACCUUCAUCAGCUGCUCCCAUGCCGUCAGCCGAGCCCCGUCACAACAUGGGCUCUCUCGCCAUGGACUUCCCGCUGCAAAUUCUCCUGGCCGUCGAGAAGCAGGGCGCCGUCAGUUCGUAUGAAUUUGCCAGAGCGCUAAAUGAACCUCACCAGAAGAUCGUUGGGGCAAUUAAAUCUCUGGAAUCGCUUGGUGAAGUUGUAGCUGUGAAGCAGACUACUCAGAAGACUUGGGAAUGUACGGAGGAGGGAUCUUCUCUGGCAACUAAUGGUUCUCAUGAAGCAAGACUGUUUAAUUCUUUAACUUCAGAAGGAUGCCCUAUUGCAGAUAUCAAAGCAAAUUUUCCAAAUGCAAAUAUUGCAUUAGGGGCAGCAAUGAAAAAUAAGUGGGUGAAGAAAGAAGGAGAAAAGAUAGUACCUGUGGUUUCCAGUAUAAACGAUGAAGUUCAAAUCCAUCUUCAGGCUAUUAUGUCUGGAUCAGCUGAGAAUGUUCCAGAUAAAAUAAAAGUUGACUACAAGAAGAGAAAACUUAUUAAGGAAGUCGAUCUAACAGUAUUUGAGGUCACCAAGGGUAGCGAGUUCACCACUUCUGUCUCUAAGCAGGAAGCUGAACUCACUAAGGAGAUGAUAGAGAGUGGACAGUGGAAGAGCAAAUCAUUCAAGCCUUUCAACUUUAAAGCAAAGGGCCGUCUUGAACAGCGCUCUGGUCACCUGCACCCCCUGAUGCAACUACGAUCCGAAUUCCGACAAAUUUUCUUAGAAAUGGGGUUCACCGAGAUGCCUACAAACAAUUUUGUUGAGAGCGCCUUUUGGAAUUUUGAUGCCCUCUUCCAGCCCCAGCAACACCCAGCAAGGGAUGCUCAUGACACAUUUUAUGUGGCAGAACCUGAGAAGACUAUAAGUGUUCCUGAAGACUACCUGCAAAGGGUUAAGAAGACCCAUAGUACAGGUGGCUAUGGUUCACUUGGCUAUCAGUAUGAGUGGAGUAGAGAUGAGGCUCACAAGAAUCUGCUUCGUACUCAUACAACUGCUGUCAGUGCUCGCAUGCUCUAUAAGCUAGCUCAGGAAGGUUUCCGCCCCGUCAAGUUUUUCUCCAUUGAUCGAGUCUUCCGAAAUGAGACCUUAGAUGCAACACAUCUUGCUGAAUUCCACCAGAUUGAAGGAGUUGUUGCUGAUUAUAAUCUUAGUGUCAAACAUCUCAUGGGAGUUAUCAAGGGAUUCUUUGAGAAGAUUGGAAUCACAAAGUUGCGUUUCAAGCCUGCCUAUAACCCAUACACAGAGCCAUCUAUGGAAAUCUUCAGUUACCAUGAAGGCCUCAAGAAGUGGGUGGAAGUAGGUAACUCGGGCAUGUUCCGACCAGAGAUGCUUCGACCAAUGGGAGUUCCAGAGAAUGUUACUGUUGCUGCUUGGGGACUAUCUUUAGAAAGACCAGCAAUGAUUAUGUAUGGAAUCAACAAUAUCCGGGAGUUAGUUGGUUCCCGAGUGAAAAUGGAGCUCAUCCUUGAUAAUCCAGUCUGCACAAUUGACAAGUUUAAAGGCCAAAGCCAGAAAGCAGCAGAUGGAGCUCCAACAGUAGAGUCCUUGACCAAGAGACAAGAGCUAAUUUUAGACAGGUUGUCAGCCUUGCAGUCCAAAGUUGCCAGUAUUGCUGCCAAAAUGGGUGUCACUCUGGUAGAAUCUGCUGCAUCCAUCAACACUCAGCUCACUGGUGGAGUGAAGGCAGGAGUUGUUCAUGAUGUUGUUAUUUAUGCUGAUCCCCGACGACCACCUUAUAGCCUUAGGAUCCUAGCAAAUGCCUUAUCUUCCAACUUCUCUGUCUGCCUACGGGUACAUUGCCACUCCUCAGUUAAGGAAGUAUCAGAAAAGUUGCAGCAGUUCUGGGGUUCAAGUGGUGCAACUGAACGAUCUCAAAGUCAGAUAUGUUUGACACUUGUAUGGAGACAAGAUGGAGACACACCCACAGCCCUAAUGCCAUCCCUUUCAGUGUCCCCAUUGGCACCCAACCAGAUACGUGGAGAGCAUAAUGUUGGGCGAUACUUAGCAAGACUUGCGGAAGUAGGUGCUCCAACUUGCAGACUUUAUGAGUGCCUUUCUAAUCCAAUCUUUACUGUCCAAGUUGAUGAGUUGUUGGACCAGUGUCAUGGAAAGCUAACUUUAGGAAACAAUAAAGAAAAGGCUGGUUUCAUACGCGAGCUUAAUUCAAGAUUGGGUGAUAGAGAAUUCCUUGUUAAUUCAGACCUAACUUUAGCUGAUGCUGUGAUACUAUCUACUCUGCUGCAGCUGCGUAUGUUGGAGUCUGCUCCUUCUAAUGUUCAAAAAUGGAGCAAGGGUUGUCUUGUAUUACCUUAUUGUAAAAAUUUAAUCUAAAAUUUUAUUACCAUUCUAUAAUGAUUUAUAUCAAUUAAAAUUAUAGCGUAAAAAUUUUAUUAUUAGUUUCACAGAAAUGCAUGAGAAAUAAAUGCAAUGAUUGGCAGUCUAUCUACAUGAGCAUCAUAAAUUUCUUUAUUCUUAGUUUGACUUAAGGGGACUGUCGCUGUCAAAUCUGGUUGCCUGUAACCCAAAGCCACCGGAUAUGGCAUGUACGUACAUGCCAGGCUCACUGUUUAAUGUAUUGAUUGUUAUUACACGCAGACGGCUCCACAAGUACUAAGUCACCAAUGAGCCAAUUAUGAGUACUACCUGUCUCAUCUGUUUACCCUUUUCCUUGAUUUUUAAAAAUAUUUACUGGUAUUUAAUAUUACUAUUAGUAAUGCCAGAAACACUAUAAUAAUUAUAUUGUCUUUAAUAAAAAUAACAGCAACAAUAUUGAUAGUAUUAGUAGAAAAAACGUCAUACCCGCAAACUUAAGGAAAGGUGAAAUUAGGUGAGGCCACUAGGUCUGCUACUUGACUCCUUUGUGGCUAAGCACCAGCAGAGGCAUUGUGUGCUGAGAUAUUUCACAAAACAGUACUACAGUGAACAUUUUCCCGGAGGCUUUGGUUUAAUGGGACCUAGAUUAUUUUACCUUUUUUCUGGUUGGUAUCAUUAUAGAGAUGUACCUCAAUUUUAGUUUCAUUUGGUGAAUAAAUAACUGAAAUAAAAAAUAAUUUUUUGGCACACCAUAUUGUUGAACUAACUGCUCUCCUAAUGAACAACGUAAGUCGGAGAAAAAAAUUCAGUGAUAUCAAUUAUUAUCUAGAAGUUAUACGUAUGAUUUUUUUUUUUUUUUAUUCCUUAUUUUAGUUUCAAUGUUUGAGUCAGAAUUUAAAAAAAAGAAAAAAAAGUUUCAAUAUUAUUCAAAAUAUAUACCAAAAAAAUCCUUGAUACCAAAAAUAAUAUACUUUCUACUCUAUAAAAUGCAACACAAAUGAAGAAAAUUAGUUACAGUCCCCUUAAAGUUACGUAAUACACCUGUGAAAUGAGAUACUCCUUAAAAAAUAUAAUAAUCUUAGUUAUUUAUUUAUUUAUUUUUUUGUAAACUUGAAGGAUGCUAGUGAAUUUUAAGAAAUGGAUUACCAUCAAUGAAUGGAACUGCUGGAAGGUGAAGGCAAGACUGACACUGAGAAUGGAAAUUUUAUGUUGCCUACUGUGUAUUGUAUUUAUUAUGCAUGCGUCUAAGUGUGCUUGCACCUUUGUGUAAUUAUGUAUGUACUUUAAUUUUAUAUUUAUUUUUUGUAUAUGCUUAUGUGUACUGGGUAAUUGAAGGAACUGGGAUUAAGAUUUGUCAUUGAAAAGUUAAGGUAAUUGCAUUCACCAGUUAAUUUUUUACAAUCAUCUUUGACUGGAGUAACACCAGAAUUAAAGUCUCUUACUAUAGACAGUGAUA
This is a messenger RNA of Penaeus monodon (black tiger shrimp), 3862 nucleotides long. RefSeq names its product phenylalanine--tRNA ligase alpha subunit-like (gene alpha-PheRS). The coding region runs from base 16 to 2424 and encodes 802 amino acids. Gene Ontology annotation, cellular component: phenylalanine-tRNA ligase complex; cytosol; cytoplasm. The record is from RefSeq and is a predicted model, not a curated record. Gene Ontology annotation, molecular function: ATP binding; phenylalanine-tRNA ligase activity; tRNA binding. NCBI's taxonomy places the organism in Eukaryota, Metazoa, Arthropoda, Malacostraca, Decapoda, Penaeidae. The transcript is spliced from 15 exons. Gene Ontology annotation, biological process: phenylalanyl-tRNA aminoacylation.